Molecule: messenger RNA, 1050 nt
Organism: Camellia sinensis
Lineage: Eukaryota; Viridiplantae; Streptophyta; Magnoliopsida; Ericales; Theaceae
Source: RefSeq, a predicted model, not a curated record
AUGCGGGCCAUGCAGCAGGACGCCGUUUGCCAGGAUGAACUCGCUAAGCAACAAGCCGAGAUUAUGACCCAGCAGGCUGAGCUGAUUACCAGACUGCAACAACAGAAUACAGCGUCUGCUUCACAACAAAUUCCUCCUCCGAUGGGUAGAGCUAAACAAAACAUGGAACUCAUACGCAACGACAAGACUCGAUAUGUGACCUUUCAAAAGAGAAAGAAGGGGUUGAAGAAGAAGACUUACGAAUUAAAAACCCUCUGUGAUGUUGAAGUGUGUUGGAUUAUUUAUGGUCCUAAGAUCAAUGACCGUCCUACAGAUGAUCAAGCAGAAAUCUGGCCCCCAAAUCCCGACGUAAUUCAGCACUUGAUCGACACCUACAAAAACCUAUCUAGUGAAGAUCGCACGAGGAGAACCCUUGGUUUGUCCAACUUUUUUGAGGAAAGGAAUCAAAAGAUUGAAGACACGCUUGUGAAACUACGAAAGAAAAAUGACGAGGCUAGGUACUCUACGUGGGAUGAUCGAUAUAAUGGUUUGUCGAAAGAACAACUCAGAGAAUUUGAAAGUGUUUUGGAGGGAAAGCUUCAAGAUGUGAAGGCUAGGGUUGCAUUCAUGAAGGGUAUUGAUCAGAAAUUGUCAGUAGCAUGUAUCGAUGACAAUUCUCACACUCAAACCAUCCAAAACCAAUCUUAUUUCAUGCAUGGAGGCAUGUUUGGGACAAAAGUUGACAACGACAUCGCUAAUUUACAGUACUAUUUCAAUCAGGCUCAGGUUUAUGCAAAUUCCAAGGCGAAUCCAAUGAUGAUGACGACGAUGAUGCCAAGGAACAAUAAUCAGUAUUACAAUAAACUUGGCGGCGUGUCUAGCAGUAACUUUAUGUGCAAUCCACUAGAUAGGCCAAUUUAUUAUGAUCCGAUGAUGUUGGAGAAUGCUAUUGUUAACAAUCCUUUGCCACCUGUGGGCUAUUGCAAUCCGAGCAUACAGACAACGUCGCCAUCAUCUAGUGUGCAUGCUUCUCAGUUGGACAAGUACUACAAGCCAGGGAUUUUCAAAUGA